AUGGCCCCGAGCCUCGUUACUUCAAGCCAAGGGCAUCUACCAUUGCUGCAGCCCAGUCCAGUACGAGUUCUUGUAGAUGCUAUUCAUCAGUAUCAAAAUUCACACUCGGUCGAAAAUCCCUCACCAUCAUUCGAAAACGAAAGCCGGCAUCCAUCCCCGGUGCCCCAUAAUGAGAUAGAUGUCACUGAAGAUCCCUUCCGUUCCUCGUCAACUCAAACACCAAAUAGCUUCUUCGAGUCACUUACCCGCAUGUCCCCGAAUGAUGCUGUCGCUGGCCCAUCCACCCCUUCCCCGCUCAAUGACUUCUCUCGCACACUCGCAGCACAGGAAGAGUCGAAGAACAACUCAAAAAAACGCGGGAAGUUGAUGGGCAAUGGCUUACCUUGUUACCUAAGCGGAGAUGCUUUCUACACGCGAGUUGUCGACCAUGAGAAAGCAGCAGCAGAUGAAGAAGCGGCCAAGCAAGCUCGAAAAGAGGGGAGAGAACAGCGCGCUGCAGCUUUGGAGGAGUGGAAGAAGGCGGAAGAAGCAAGAAAGCAGCGCAACAGGGAAUUAACGGGGAAAUAUCAAAUGGAAUUGGAGCGGUGGAAGGAGGAAAAAGAACGCGCGAAGAUGGAGAAGUGUCGGCUUGCAUGGAAAAAGCCGACACGAGGUAAGUUGGAAGCGCCGUUACCUAAACCGGUAGUUGCGGAGGGCACCGCAGGUGACGAGCUUGAUGUCGACGAGGAUGAGCGCGAGAAUGCCAGUGACGAGGAUGAAGAGGAGUAG
Molecule: messenger RNA, 768 nt
Organism: Suillus clintonianus
Lineage: Eukaryota; Fungi; Basidiomycota; Agaricomycetes; Boletales; Suillaceae
Exons: 2
Coding region: 1-768 (255 amino acids)
Source: RefSeq, a predicted model, not a curated record